AAAGUGUCAGUCUCAGUUCUCUCUGGGGCUCAUCAGGGAAAAGUUUAUUGGUCUCAAUUAGCAGUCCCAUAAAGGAAGAAAAUUGGAGUCUUAAUGAGCUUCCUCUGAUUUGCAAAAUAACACGUUUCCAGGCCUCUGGGCAUCGGAUGUGUGGGGUGAAAGCCUGCCUCCCCUGUGAGUGUUGGAUAGUGCUGCAGCCUUCAGUGUAGGUACAAAGAGUUAUGACUGACGAGUUUUUAAUUGUCUCUUUACAUCCCUGAGUUGCUUCAUUGCAAUCUUUAAUAAGAUCUGCAGGGUUUGGAAACAGGCGUUUGGGGCCAAGGGGCUCAGUGUGAGAUGUUGCCAGAAAAACGAGCGUCAGGACACUGAGAGCCACAUAAGUGGGAGCACAAACUACAGCAAGCACAAAACCAGGUCGCAUUAUGUGCCCAUCUCUCCCCACCAGAGUCCUUGGAACCUUCGCAGUCCGGAGCUCUGGGAUGGAGCCUGAGACAGUGCUGUGGGGCCCAGAUCUGCAGGGUCCUGAAGACAGCCGGAGCAGUGCUAACGGAGGUGCGGAAAGUGGGAACGAAGAGGAGAGCCCUCAGCAGGAAAGUUCUGGGGAGGAGAUCAUCUUGGGAGAUCCAGCUCAGAGUCCAGAAUCCAAGGACCCAGCAGAGAUGCCCCAGGAGAGCCCCUCCCAGGAUGCCUCAGCCCCACUCGGUUCUUCCAGCCCCUUAGACCACCAGACCCCUAUGGACCCGUCAGCCCCCGAGGUAGUCCCUUCCCCAUCUGAGUGGACCAAGGCCUGUGAGACCAAUUGGCAGUGGGGAACCCUCACCACCUGGAACAGCACACCAGUAGUCACUGCCAGUGAGCCCAGCCUGCGGGAGCUGGUGCAGGGUCGCCCGGCUGGGGCUGAGAAACCAUACAUCUGCAACGAGUGUGGUAAGAGCUUUAGCCAGUGGUCCAAACUGCUGCGGCACCAGCGAAUCCACACGGGCGAGCGGCCCAACACGUGCUCCGAGUGCGGCAAGAGCUUCACGCAGAGCUCGCACCUGGUGCAGCACCAGCGCACGCACACGGGCGAGAAGCCCUACAAGUGCCCCGACUGUGGCAAGUGCUUCAGCUGGAGCUCCAAUCUAGUGCAGCACCAGCGCACGCACACGGGCGAGAAGCCCUACAAGUGCACCGAGUGCGAGAAAGCCUUCACACAGAGCACCAACCUCAUCAAGCACCAGCGGUCCCACACUGGCGAGAAACCCUACAAGUGCGGCGAGUGCCGGCGUGCUUUCUACCGCAGCUCGGACCUCAUCCAGCACCAAGCCACGCACACGGGCGAAAAGCCCUACAAGUGCCCCGAGUGCGGCAAGCGCUUCGGCCAGAACCACAACCUACUCAAGCACCAGAAGAUCCAUGCAGGGGAGAAGCCAUAUCGCUGCACCGAGUGCGGCAAGAGCUUCAUCCAGAGCUCGGAGCUGACGCAGCACCAGCGCACGCACACCGGGGAGAAGCCCUACGAGUGCCUCGAGUGUGGCAAGAGCUUUGGCCACAGCUCCACGCUUAUUAAGCACCAGCGGACACACCUGCGCGAGGACCCCUUCAAGUGCCCCGUGUGUGGCAAGACCUUCACGCUGAGUGCCACGCUGCUGCGCCAUCAGCGCACGCACACGGGGGAGCGGCCUUACAAGUGUCCCGAGUGCGGCAAGAGCUUCAGCGUCAGCUCCAACCUCAUCAACCACCAGCGCAUCCACCGCGGGGAGAGGCCGUACAUCUGCGCAGACUGCGGCAAAAGCUUCAUCAUGAGCUCCACUCUGAUCCGCCACCAGCGCAUCCACACCGGCGAGAAGCCCUAUAAGUGCUCGGACUGCGGCAAGAGCUUCAUUCGUAGCUCGCACCUCAUCCAGCACCGCCGCACGCACACGGGCGAGAAGCCCUACAAGUGUCCGGAGUGCGGCAAGAGCUUCAGCCAGAGCUCCAACCUCAUCACGCAUGUCCGCACACACAUGGACGAGAACCUGUUCGUGUGCUCUGACUGCGGCAAGGCCUUCCUGGAGGCUCAGGAGCUGGAGCAGCACCGCGUGAUCCACGAGAGAGGCAAGACACCUGCCCGGAGAGCUCCGGGUGAUGGCUUGCUAGGGCUUGGGGAUCCAGCCCUUCUGACUCCGCCCCCGGGAGCCAAACCCCACAAGUGUCUGGUCUGUGGGAAAGGCUUCAAUGAUGAAGGCAUCUUCAUGCAGCACCAGAGGAUUCAUAUCGGAGAAAAUCCCUACAAAAACGCAGACGGUCUCACAGCACACCCGACGACUCCCAAGCCUCCCCAGUUCCGUUCCCCCAGGCUCCCCUUUGGGGGCAACUCACACACAGGUGCUUCGGAGGGCAAAGCGGAACCCCCAGGCCAGUCUGUAAAAGUGCCCGAGGGUCAAGAGGGCUUCAGCCAAAGGCUCGGUCAACUCUCUUCUAAGCGCUAUGUUUGUUCCCACUGUGGUGAAAGCUUCCUUGACAGGGCUGUGUUCUUGCAACAUCAGCUCACCCACGGCAAGGAAAAGCCUCUUCUCUUUGCUGAGAGUAGGAUUGGCCUUGGCGAAGGGGCAGGACCCAGCCCCUUCCUAAGCGCAAAGCCCUUUAAAUGCCCAGAAUGCAAAAAAAGCUUUGGCCUCAGCUCGGAGCUGCUGCAGCACCAGAAAGUCCACGCGGGUGGGAAAUCCCAGAAGAGCUCGGAGCUGGGGAAGAGCUCUUCAGUCCUGUUGGAGCAUCUCAGGAGCCCCCUGGGGGCCAGACCCUACAGCUGCUCUGACUGUGGGGCCUCCUUCCUCGAUCGACUAGCUCUUACACGACACCAGGAAACACACACCACUCACGACAGGGCCCCCACUCCUGAGGAACCCCCUUCAGAGGCAGCCACCUUGUCCACAAACCAGGAAGACGAGGGAGAGGCCUCUAGCCCCACAAAGAGCAGCAGCCACGGGGAAGAGGAAAGUCCUAAAACUCUCUCGGAGAAAAAGCCCUAUUUGUGCCCUGAAUGUGGAGAUGGCUUCACGGAAGUCGCAACGCUCCUCCUCCAUAGGAGCUGCCACCCAGGCAUCUCCCUGUGAAUUAGG
This is a messenger RNA of Acomys russatus (golden spiny mouse), 3080 nucleotides long. It is a transcript of the gene Znf629, whose product is annotated as zinc finger protein 629. The transcript is spliced from 2 exons. Gene Ontology annotation, molecular function: DNA-binding transcription repressor activity, RNA polymerase II-specific. Lineage: Eukaryota; Metazoa; Chordata; Mammalia; Rodentia; Muridae. The coding region runs from base 423 to 3074 and encodes 883 amino acids. The record is from RefSeq and is a predicted model, not a curated record. Gene Ontology annotation, biological process: negative regulation of transcription by RNA polymerase II.